GAAGUAGAUUUGCCGUUCGUUCAGUUUUACCCAGAUCCCAGAUGAGCAUGUCAUCAUGACAACUACCUCCAAUUUGGCAUUCGCCUACAUUUACGUGUUCCCGUUCCUGUUGGAACUUCAUACUUUCCCUUUUGGAUGUAUGGAUAGAAAGGCGCCUUCAUUGUCCAAAACAGACAAGACAAAGCAAAAUACACAUUAAGACAACUCGCAGUAAUGUAAGUGGACAUCUGCAUUUUCCAAAGACUAUAGUAGGAAUAAUAUUUGAAUGCUGACAGAGGUGGAAUAGACGAACAGUUGAAACAUCACAAUUGCAUGCUAACUGCAUAAUCAUGGCUACGAAACGUCGACCUUUGCACGGUCAAGCGACCAAUAUGAACUUCAGACCCCCUGGUCCGGAGACGACCAAGGCAGAAGCCCGUGGGACACGGCCCACGGCUAAGCCUACCUCGAUCAAAGAAGUGCUCAUCAUGAUGGUGUUGCAUGUUUGCAAGAAAGCUAUAUUCUUCGACACCAACUUGAAAGUUGCUCUCUAUCUAGGCUGUCUUUUCUUUAUUUCCCUCAUAGGAGACUUUAUACCUUUCCCGAAGACCUACUUCGCGCGGUCCGACAACCUAUUCAAUGUUUACUUUGUUAAGAUGGGCUGGGCCUGGACCCUAGCAUUUAGUGGCCCGUUCCUGUUCAUGACGUCCUACACACUUUGUUGCGGAGACAUAGUCAAAUUUGCGAAACAUCACCUGCCUCGGAUUAUAAUAGCGACGGUUUUUUGGUUCGUGUGGACAAAAUUGUUCAACGUAGUCGAGGUGGCAUAUGGACGCUGUAAUGUGAAGAAUUUCUCCUCGAAAUCAAGCUGCCUAAAGGCAGGUCACUUUUGGCAUGGUUUCGAUAUUUCUGGCCACGCAUUCAUCCUCAUAUAUUCAAGCCUGGUUUUGAUAGAAGAGGCUAAACCCAUCAUCAAGUGGGAAUCAAUCAGUGAUUAUCUGCGCAACGAGCAGUACAGUCGGAGUGUGGCUGAAACUUCAAGUAACAAUCCUCUGCGACACUUGUCCGACGAAGAAAUUCAAACGCUGAAAUAUUUAUACAAGCGCUACACGCCCGCCAUUCGCACACUCUUCAUUGGAAUGACCAUUUUGCAGGUGCUGUGGGACGUGAUGUUGGUCUGCACAAUGCUUUAUUAUCACAAAAUGAUCGAGAAAGUUGUAAGCGGGAUUGUAGCAAUCCUAACAUGGUUUUUUACUUAUCGUGCCUGGUACCCGUCGACGAGCUUACUUCCUGAUCCUGCUGGCAGCGGAAACUUCACAUAUCAACGGGGAAAGGUUGAAUCCGUACCAAUGAGGCGCCAAUCUGUCUUGACACCUAGUGCAUCGUCUACAUCAACUUCUUCGUCGCGUCAACAAGUACCCAAGUUUAUGGGUAUGCCACUGUACACAGGCCCACCGGGACGGGCUACACAACAACAACCGAACCCUAGCGCAACGAAUCCUAGUUCAGUCAUCACAACCGACUUAGCCACUUGAUGCUCGCCUUGUUUUAAAUAUAAUAAAGCUAUUAGUUACCUAAGAAACAUUCAUUUAAAGGUUUCAUUCAUUUGCCCCAUAAUUGUUUAUUUAUUGGAGAUUCGUUAGUUGUAUUCGGUCUUGUUUUAAAUAUUAGUUUCACGGUUGCACGGCACACUUAACUUGUUAAAUUACUGUUGGUGGUUUGUUGGUCCUUUAUUGGGUUCAAUAAUGUGAAGGUUUUUAAUUUUUGUGUGGUCCCAAUGUUAAAUUGUCCUAAGGUGGAGAGUUCUGUAAAUAAAAAUGUAUUUGACAUAGAAA
Hermetia illucens (black soldier fly) is the source of this 1814-nucleotide messenger RNA. It is a transcript of the gene Fitm, whose product is annotated as fat storage-inducing transmembrane protein. Gene Ontology annotation, cellular component: endoplasmic reticulum membrane. Bases 330 to 1514 code for a protein of 394 amino acids. Gene Ontology annotation, biological process: lipid droplet organization; phospholipid biosynthetic process; lipid storage. The record is from RefSeq and is a predicted model, not a curated record. NCBI's taxonomy places the organism in Eukaryota, Metazoa, Arthropoda, Insecta, Diptera, Stratiomyidae. The transcript is spliced from 2 exons.